Beta vulgaris subsp. vulgaris (sugar beet) is the source of this 1020-nucleotide messenger RNA. RefSeq names its product calcium-binding protein CML24. The record is from RefSeq and is a predicted model, not a curated record. Gene Ontology annotation, molecular function: calcium ion binding. The transcript has a single exon. Lineage: Eukaryota; Viridiplantae; Streptophyta; Magnoliopsida; Caryophyllales; Amaranthaceae. Bases 66 to 653 code for a protein of 195 amino acids.
GACGAGAACUAAGCUCAUAUGAUUAUAAUCACAUAGACAUACAAGUUACACAUACACUAAAAAAAAUGUCAAAGUUGAGUUUUCUCAAUAGCUAUGGCUUUAACCUCUCAAGAAAAUCCUCUCUAAUUAACGCAUCCCAAACAAGCUCCUUCAAGUUUGCAGCCAGACAAGACUCCAAGACCAAAAAUCCUCAAACCUUUCAAUCAAACAUGCAAGAAAUGAAGCAGGUAUUUGAUACGUAUGAUAAAAAUAAAGAUGGAAAAGUCUCUAAGGAGGAAUACAAGGCUAUGGUGAGGGCCAUUAGCGGCAAGGGUAUUUCAGUAAUUUCAGACACGGAGGCCAGUAAGGCUUUCCAAGUGGCUGAUAAAGAUGGAGAUGGAUUUAUUGAUUUCAAUGAGUUCAUGUUGUUGCAUAAUAACAAGGUGAAGUCUAAGGAUAUUGAAAGUGCAUUUAAGAUAUUUGAUUGUGAUGGUGAUGGUAAAAUUUGUGCUAAGGAGUUAAUGGAAGUGCUAAGGAGGAUGGGCCAAAUGUAUAGUUUAGAGUCUUGUAAGAAGAUGAUUAAAGAAGUUGAUAAUGAUGGAGAUGGGUUGAUUAAUUUGGCUGAAUUCUCAACCAUGAUGACUAGCACCUUGAAGUUAGGUACUAAUCGAUGACUGCUACGAUAAUACCUCGUACAGGUCAACCUGGCUCGGGUUUGCAUACAAGGCUAUCUGGGAGUAGGGAAAAUGGUAAGAGGAAAUCCCCCCCUAAAGUGCCUCUAGUGAAUUUGAUCUCACAACCACAAGCUUUAAUUAACCUGAUCGAGUCUAGAUAUGUGACAUUUAAGUCACAAUAAGUUACUAAUGAGUUUUAAUCAUGAACUUGUGAAUUUCUUGAAAGUAUAAGUUUCCUGAGGGAUAUUGUUGCAUUGUAAUACUCUUGUAUUGUUUGAAUCCAAUUUUUGUUGUUUCUCAAAGUUCUGAUUUUGUGAAGAGAAGCAUAAAAUUUUAAUAGAUUAAUGGGUAUUAUGUUUGGAGAUGA